Messenger RNA from Trichomonas vaginalis G3, 1251 nucleotides. Its product is annotated as helicase protein. The record is from RefSeq and is a predicted model, not a curated record. Gene Ontology annotation, molecular function: ATP binding; RNA helicase activity; nucleic acid binding. Lineage: Eukaryota; Parabasalia; Trichomonadida; Trichomonadidae. The transcript has a single exon. Bases 1 to 1251 code for a protein of 416 amino acids.
AUGACUGAUGAUUCUUAUACGUUUUCAGACCUUGGCCUUUGCCAGCCGAUGGUAGAUGCAUGCAAAAGCCUUGGUUGGAAGUAUCCAAUGCCAAUUCAAAUAAAAACGAUCCCUCCAGCCAUUGAAAAGAAGGACAUUUGUGGUACUGCAGAGACUGGUUCAGGUAAAACUGGCGCAUAUAUGCUCCCCAUUUUCCAUCACAUGUGGGAAAACCCUCACAGCUUCUUUGCCCUUGUUUUUGCGCCAACUCGUGAAUUAGCAACUCAAAUCGAUCAUGUUACAAGAGAUAUUGGCAAAGAUAUCAAAGUCAGAGUCUGCACAAUCAUCGGUGGCGUUGAUGAAGAUUCGCAGGUCAAAGCUCUGAAAGCACAGCCACACGUUGUUGUAGCCACACCAGGCCGUCUUGCACGCCUUAUUAGAAAUAAUCCGAAGGUAAUACCAUUAAACAAGGUCGAGUGCCUUGUUUUCGAUGAAGCCGAUAACAUGUUACGUGAACCUUCAUUUCAGACAGAUAUUCAAUUAAUUCUUAGCAAAUUAAACUCCACUCACCAAACAUACCUGUUUUCUGCUACAAUGCCCGAAGAAAUCGAGCAACUUGCCAAGCAAACAAUGUCUGAUCCAGUAAGAUUAUCGCUUACAUCUGUAAAUACAGUUGCACGCACACUUACAGAGCAUCUUGUCAUCUCCGAGACAGGAAAGAAGGAAGCCACACUUGUUGCUCUAAUGAAUCAAUAUCCUGACAAACAAACUAUUAUUUUUGUUGGUUCCUGCAAAACCGCAACCAUUAUUUCUACAUUACUGAGCAACCUCAACUUCAGAACAAUCGUUUACCACGGCCAACUCCCACAACGCGAAAGAAUCAACGCAAUUGAUAGAUUUAAGAACGGAGAUUACCGAGUCCUUGUCGCUACAAAUGUUGGUUCACGUGGUCUCGAUGUUCCUCACGUGGAUUUAGUCAUUAACUACGAACUUCCAGAAGAACAUGAAGAAUACAUCCACAGAGUCGGAAGAGCCGGCCGUGCAGAGAGAUCUGGUGUUGCAGUGACAAUAAUUACUGCCAAUGAAGUUGUUGGCUAUAUCAGACUUGAAAAUUUCCUCAAGAAGAAGAUUCCUAAAAAAGACAUUCCCCUUGAGAAGAUUGAAGAGGUCACAGAAAAAGUGGAGCUGGCCAAGAGAGUCGCUGUUGAGAAGUAUAAGGAAAUGAAGAAGAAGCAAGCUCAGAAGAAGAAAGAGAAAGCUCGUAGAGAAUAA